Molecule: messenger RNA, 1362 nt
Organism: Hyphopichia burtonii NRRL Y-1933
Lineage: Eukaryota; Fungi; Ascomycota; Pichiomycetes; Serinales; Debaryomycetaceae
Product: zinc-dependent alcohol dehydrogenase
Exons: 1
Coding region: 27-1073 (348 amino acids)
Molecular function (GO): zinc ion binding; oxidoreductase activity
Source: RefSeq, a predicted model, not a curated record
AUCCCCUUCACUAUAUUAUAUUAAAAAUGAAAGUACCAGCUUACCAAAAGGCAGUUGUUUUCGAACAAAAUGGUGGUCCUUUAAUCUAUAAAGAUAUUCCGGUUCCAACCCCAAAAUCAAACGAAUUAUUAGUCAAUAUUAAAUAUUCUGGGGUUUGCCAUUCUGAUUUACACGCUUGGAAAGGAGAUUGGCCAAUGGCCACCAAAGUCCCCUUGGUUGGUGGCCACGAAGGUGCUGGAAUCGUGGUGGGAAUGGGGGAUCAAGUUAAAAAUUGGCAAAUCGGUGAUCAUGUGGGGGUUAAAUGGAUUAAUAGUACUUGUCAAACUUGUGAAUAUUGUACUAAUUGUUUAGAACCAAAUUGUGAACUGGUGGAAUUGAGUGGUUAUACUCAUGAUGGUUCUUUCCAACAAUAUGCUACCAUUAGUUCAACCCAUGCUUCAAAAUUCCCAAAAUCCGCCGAUUUGGCCCAAUGCGCUCCAGUUUUAUGUGCUGGUCUAACCGUUUAUAAAGCUUUAAAACGUAACAAUUUAAAACCAGGCGAUUGGAUUGCUAUUUCUGGUGCCGCUGGUGGGUUGGGCUCAAUGGCUAUCCAAUAUGCAAUUGCAAUGGGUUAUAGAGUCUUAGCAAUCGAUUCUGGGGCUGAUAAAAAAAUUUUUUGUGAAAAAUUGGGUGCUGAAGUUUUCGUGGAUUUUGCUUCUUCUAAAAAUUUUAUUCAAGAAGUGAAAUCACUCACCAAUGGUGGCCCCCAUGGUGUCCUCAAUGUUUCGGUAUCGGAAAAGGCAAUCAGCCAAUCAGUUCAGUACGUGAGAACUGCUGGGACCGUCGUAUUGGCUGGGUUGCCUCCUAAUUCUCAUGUUCAUACCCCAGUUUUCGAAGCGGUUAUGAAAAAUGUUAAAAUCAUUGCUUCUUAUUUCGGUAACAUGUCUGAUAUGAAUGAAGCCGUUGAUUUUUUCGCAAGAGGUUUAAUUAAAUGUCCAAUCAAAAUCGUUGGACUUUCCGAACUAUCAAAAGUUUAUGAAAUGUUCCAAAACGGUAAAGUAAUGGGUAGAUAUGUAUUGGAUACUUCAAGAUAAUUUAUAUAAAGUUAAUCUUCUUUUCCUUUCUAUUUACUUCAUCUCUUUUCUUUUAUUCACUCGAUCUCUUCUCUUUCUAUUGACUUGAUCUCUUUUUCUCUUCAACAAGAGCAUUCAUCACUUGAGUAAUUUUGGAAUAUAAAGCGUUGUUUUUUAUCAUUAAACUCCAUUGAGCUAAAUUGGGAUACUGCUUCGUUAAGCUCCGAUCAUCGUAAAUUAAUUUAUGUAUCUGGUAUUCGUUAUCAAAAACAUUUUCCAUAACUGGGAAACUUAGUAUUAUAUCUGCCGC